UCAUGACACACCGGACACAGCUGUACGAGGAACUGAGCAGUGACUUGAGCCGCCUGCGACCUGCUCACGUUUGGAUGCAGCAGUUUGUAAGAGGAGGAUAAUUCACACAAAAACUUCAUUCAAGUUCUUUUUCAACAGUUUUUAGUCAGAGGAGGAAGUGAGAAGAUGGACUCUGACAGUCCUGACAGUCCUGUGUCCAGGGUGGAGAGGACAUUCUGGACAGUCUGGAACUAUAUAACUGGAGCUGUGAACAGAUUCUUCAGGCCUGAGCUCAGUGACCAGUCAUCAGCAGUUCACAGUGGUCACUCAGAAAGUGACCCAGAUGGACAGGAGGUCAGUGAGCAUCCUCCCGUCUCCACGGCCUCCCUGCUCACUUCAUCACAACCAGGUGUCGUGUGGGAACGUGGCACCACUGAAAUCGAUUUAGGGCCUGAGGAGGAGAGCGCUCGGCUGAGCGGAGGCACUGAGAGCAAAGCACCAACGGAAGGUGAGGCCAAGAGAGAGGAGGAGAUUGGCCCAACAGGAAACGAUGAUGCAGGGCAGCUCGUUUGCAAAAGCACAAGAGAUCAAAAAGACAAAGAAGUGGACAACAGAGAGGGCAAAGUGGACACUUACAGACAAAGGCAGACACCAGACAAUGAUGAGGAUGAAGAAGAUGAAUAUCUUACAGAACGUGGAAUGAAUGAAGACUUGGAAGUUGGAAGAAUGGCCAGUGAAGGGGAGGAGUCACAGAGGGCAAUGACACCGGAGGAUCAGCAACUAGUGAGGAAAACUGGGAGAGAUCUCCGGGAAACGGAGGAAAUGUUCCAUGUAGCUGAGCAACACUUGAAGGCAGAGGAGGCCGAGAUGACGGAUCAGAAUCCAGAACAUGAGCAUUACAUGCACAUAGAAGAGGUGCAGCAGACGAUGGCACGAACAGACGUAGAAAACGGUGAUGACGUGUCACGGCUGCUAUCAGAAAAUGAAAAUGGUGACCAUGAGAUGGAAAAGCAAUUUGAAACUCAGUGUUUAGUCUGUGAGGAGCUCUCAGAGGACGAGGCAGACUCAGGCCUUUCCUCUCCCAACAGAGAACUCAGUAUGACCAUCAGAAAAGGCAGCAAUGUAUCAGAAGACGGUGAACAUGAAGACGUCAUGACUGACAGCAGUCAGGAGGAGACACUAGAUGAUCAGCAAAAAGUGAGUGAUGUGAACGAAGACAUGCUUAGUGGUGAGAUGAAAUGCUGCUUGAUGUCUGAUCUGAGUCCAACAGAGGUGCAGACGGCUGCGUCGGACACAGAAGAAGAAGACACUGAUGCUGUGUCACGGCUGGUCUCAGAAAACAAACACAGCAACGACGAAGAGGAGAAACAAACAGAAAACCAGCAUUUAGUCUGUGAGGAGCUCUCUGAGGGACACACAUAUGACAAGGCAGGCUCUGUUGGACAUGAAGACGUGAUGGAUGACAGGAGUGAAAGUGAUGACGUUGAGGAGGAGGAGCAAAAAGUGAGUGAAUCUAUGAGAAAGAUCCAAGUGAAGGAAGAAAUCCUCAGUGAUGAGCAAGUUUUGGAAGAUAGAGAGAUAACAAUGUGGCAAAUGACUGAUCUGAGUCCAGCAGAGGAGCAUAACAUGCACAUAGAAGAGAUGCAGACGACUGUGGCAGAAACAGAAGUAAAAGCAGAAGUCUCAGAAAAUGAGUUGGAUCAUGAUGAGGCUGCAGGCAAUCAGACAACAAACGUACAGCAAGAGCAGGAAGAGGACAUCAAAUUAGCUGAAGUAAACAACCGAGACUUGGUUACUAAACAUGUUGAAGGCGAUGAAGAAGUUCAGCAAAGGGCGGAAAAAGAGGAUGUGGCUAAGGACCAUGAAAUGCAAACCACAACAAGAGAGACCAACACAGUGACUGAGGAAAAAUAUGUGACAGAUAUUUCAGUAGAAGGGAGACUUUUUGUCAAAGAUGAAGAAGAGGAAGAAGAUGGGAUAGUGUCCAGUGAAAGUGGUGUGGACACAGCAUGUGGAAUCCCCUCAGGUACAAUGAAAUCCAAGGGCGAGACUGGACAGGAAAUAUGCAAAGAGUUCAAAAACACUCCCUUGGGGAUCUAUGAAGGCCAGGAGCUAAGUUCUCCAACGUGUGAGGAAACACAAGAGGGAGUUCCUGAGUACAACAAUGAGCCUGGGCCAGAUGAAAAUACAACACAAUGGUUCCUGGAAGAAGGAGAUUACAAGGAAACUCGUGCCACCCUGUUACCAGAAGAGGUGGAGAGUGCACAGCCUGAGAGCCUUCAAAACAGUGGCUCUGGGGGAGACUUCUCACAUAAGGAGGAACAAGGAAGCACUGCAGAGGAGCAGCGGAUUGUUGAACCAGUGGAAGGACCAGGAGACCUUUCUGAGGAAGACGAAGUAAGACUGGUACAGAACUUAAAGACAACAUGGACAGAACACUCAGAAGAGGCAUUUGGGACUGACCGGAUAGAAACAGAGCUGCAAGGUAGGACUGGAGAGCUGCUGGGUGACUCUGAAUCUGACGACGGGGUAAGUGAGAUCAGAAAUGCUGCUGAAGAUGGCCAGAAGUCAACAGGAGCUGUAGCAGCUGUUGAUGUGCUGGUCAGCUUCACGGACACAUCUUUAAAACUCCUUGAGUCUGAAAGAGAGAAGAUGACAGAAACAAGCUUCUCACAAGAGUCAGGAGCUGCCAUCGGCUCUGAGUACGAGAGCAGCAAGUUAGAAGACUCUGCAGGACUUGGAGUCUUGAAACGGGCUGAUACGACCGAGCGGAACUUGCCUUCAGGGACAGGUAUGGAGGAAGCAGGAGCUGAGGCUGCGGAGAAUGAAAGUUUAAGUCUAGAUGUUGCACCUACCACGCUGGAGACAAAACAACAAGCAUCACAUGAAGGAUUUGAGAUGAUAACAGACAUGGGAGAAGCAGAGGAUUUCCUUUCAACCAGGAGCAAACCAAAGGUUUGGACAGAAGCAGAGCAGAGUCAUGCUGGAAGAAGAUGUCAGGAUUUUAUUGAUGAAGAAAUCCUUGACUUGUGGAUGGAGGCAGCAUCGUAUCAGGACGAACAAGCACAUGUUAAUGUAGAGACAUCGCAGACAGAGGAGGAGAACGAGAAGCUUUUGGAGUUGAUUUCAGAAACAUCUGUGAAUGACACAGAAACAUGUUUAUCUACUACUGAAUCUGGAUUAUUGGACCAGUCUGUCAGUGAACAGGAAAGAGACCUCAGAGAAACAAGCAGUGGGGCCUUUCAAAUCUAUAAUGACAAGAUGUUUACUGAGUUAUUGACACAACAACCUAACUAUAAAUCUCAGGAAGCAACAGAGAGAGGACAAUCACAUCUGACUGAGAAGGAAUCCAUUUCUGAGACAGGGUUUCACUCUGAGACAGGGUUUCACUCUGAGACAGGGUUUCACUCUGAUUCAGGACUUCAAUCAUCAGAGGCUGGAUAUAAAUCUCAAGAGAAAAUGGGUCAGGAAGGAGAUGUACGGUCAUCAGUGCAGACAGAGGAGGAGAAAGAGAAGCUUGAAGAUUUUAUUACAGGAGAAUCUGGAUUAGUGAGGGUCACAGGGAUGUUCUCCUCUACAGCAGAGUCUGGAUUAUUGGACCAGUCUGUCAGUGAACGGGAAAGAGACCUCAGAGAAACAAGCAGUGGGGCAUUUCAAAUCCAUAAUGACAUGUUGUUUACUGAGUUGUUUAUGCCACAACCGAACUAUGAAUCUCAGGAAGCAACAGAGACAGCACAAUCGGCCACGACCAGAGGACCAGAAGACCACGACCAGAGGCCAGAGGAGAUAAUGUUUCACAUGGAUUCAGGACUUCAAUCCUCAGAAGAUGGAUAUAAGGAAGGAGAUAUACAGUCAUCAGUGCAGACAGAGGAGGAGAAAGAGAAGCUUGAAGAGUUGAUUUCAGGAGAAUCUGGAUUAGUGAGUGUCAUGGGAAUGUCCUCAUCUACAGCAGAGUCUGGAUUAUUGGACCGUCCAGUCAGAGAUACUAGCGCUCAGUCAUUUCCAGGCUCGAAUGACAUGUUGGCUGCUGAAAUAUCUACACAGGAGCUUAACUUUGACUCUCAAGAAGCAACAGAGAAAGGACAAUCAGUUACGACAGAGAAUGAAACAGAGUGCAGAAUUAGAGCACCAGAGGCUGGACUUCAGGAAUCAGAUCACUCUCAACAGAGACAAGGUGAGGAAGGAGAAGAAUCUGCUGAGUCUGAAACGGGAUCACAGAAAGGGAUGAGUGCUGACGACACUGAUGAGGAAAAAACUAAAGGUGAAGAUGCAUUUCUUGAGGCGACCGUAUCGGACUCCUCUGAUGAAAUCAAACAUCCUCAGUCUAGAAGUGAAUCAGACGCUUCAAUCCAAGAAGAAACCAUGUUGACAGGAUCACAAAAUGACAGCGGUACUGAAGGUGAAGAAGAGUUCAUGCUUUCUUCACUGAACACACCACAGGCCACGACAUGGUCAGAGGACACGUAUGACACAUUACCUAAACUCAUCAGGCCUGAGACUGCAGAAGAGCCAGCAACACAUCCUGAUCUUCCGAUUGAGAUGAAUGUGACUGUGCUGGACUUCACUGCACAAAAGUCAAGAAUCGCUGUUAAAAACCCUAAUGUCAGACCACCCCAAAACCCCCGCUCUCUGCUGCACAUGCCCUCAGAGGAUACCACACCCACCACACACCCGCCAGUCAAAGCUCCAGUGGGGGUGUCUUUUGGAGGUGUGGGCAUGGGAAUAAAACUACCAGGCCUUGGUGCAGGUUUUCCUGUUUUAAAAAAGACACGUGUGGUGGCAGAGGACAAAAGCUCAGAGGAAUCUGAGACAAAGCCAGAGGAGAAGAGUGACUCACCCAAACACAGACCCAGAUGGAUGCCACCAACACAUCAAGGAUUUGGAAAUCCAUUAAUGUCUGAGCUGAAGACCAAACUGAGGAAAACCACAGAAGAGUGACAGUGUUUAACUGUAAUGCUGCAUGCUGUGUGUAUUUGAAUAGAAAUGGCAAAUGGCUUUAUUUAGUGUGUAUUUAUGUAAGUGGAGACAAUGAUGGUAAUAAAGAUGAACUGGGAUCUCA
This is a messenger RNA of Solea senegalensis (Senegalese sole), 5038 nucleotides long. RefSeq lists its product as uncharacterized. The transcript has 6 exons. The record is from RefSeq and is a predicted model, not a curated record. Lineage: Eukaryota; Metazoa; Chordata; Actinopteri; Pleuronectiformes; Soleidae. Bases 166 to 4917 code for a protein of 1583 amino acids.